ACCCUGCGAUCGAUAACCUCAAAAAAAUAUACAAUGGUCGCCACGCGUUAACUGUACAUAAUCCUGCGUCGUGAACAUGGUGCUCAGCUGCGAAACGUGGCUGAUAAUAUUCGGCGCGUUACUUUCCGUAUUCCUUCGAUGCACCACCACCCUCCACCCCCACUCGGGGAUGCACCGGCCGCCCAUGUACGGCGACUACGAGGCGCAACGUCACUGGAUGGAGAUCACCACCAAUUUGCCAAUUGGACAGUGGUACCACAACGGUACGGACAACGAUUUGGAGUACUGGGGGCUGGACUACCCCCCAUUGACGGCCUAUCACAUGUAUCUGUGCGGGAAAGUGGCGCAUUUUUUGAACAAGAACUAUACCACUUUGUACGAGAGUCGGGGGUAUGAAAGUGAUGAACAUAAAGUCUUUAUGAGGUACACGGUGUUGGUGGCAGAUAUUAUUUUGUACGUACCAGCGAUUAUUUUGUACUAUUGUACCACGCACACCGACAACAAGCACGAACGUGUGUUAUCGCAGUCUUUGUCCAUAAUUCUGUCACUUUUGUACCCUGGUAUAAUUUUAAUAGAUCACGGGCAUUUCCAGUACAAUUGUGUGUCUUUGGCCCUCUUGAUUUACGCCACAAUAUUCUUAAUUAAACGCAAGAACAUAUUGGCAUCUAUUUGUUUUUGUCUUGCUUUGAACUACAAGCAAAUGGAGCUGUACCAUUCCUUGCCCUUUUUCCUGUACUUGUUAAGUACGUGCGUGCCCAAGCCUGGUCAAAACUGGUACAACGGCGUGUUUAAACUCGCCAAAAUAGCCACGACUGUCCUUGUAACUUUUGUCAUUAUUUGGUGGCCUUUCCUCGGUGAUUUCGAGGGGUUGUUACAAAUUUUGCAUCGGCAAUUCCCUCUGGCAAGAGGUGUGUUUGAAGACAAGGUCUCCAACGUUUGGUGUGCCUUGAAUGUCAUCUUCAAAUUCAAAACGAAGUUCUGCAACUAUACAAUGAUGAGGAUUUGUUUGUUUGCCACUUUGUCUGCCAUUUUCCCAAGCAGUGCCGACUUAUUCCUGCGUCCCAACGUCAAGAAAUUCGUUCUAGCUUUGAUCAACUCUUCACUGGCGUUUUUCUUGUUCAGUUUUCAAGUACACGAAAAAUCCAUACUUCUAGUAGCCAUUCCAGUGUUACUGCACUUCUCCCGUGCCCCCUUUGUCUGUUUCUGGUUCCUCACCAUGUCAAUUUUCAGCAUGCUGCCGUUGCUAAUCAAAGACGGUUUGGUGACGGCUACAAUUUCCCUCACAAUUUUCUAUGCAGUGAGUUUUCGUGUCAGCAUAGAACACGCCUAUAGGAACGUGCUAAACCACAACGACUGCUUCGGCGUGUACUACUCAAAGUUCGUACGCAUUCUCCUGAACUUGGACCACAAAAACGGUCCCAAGAACCUCCUCAAACAGAUCGCCAAAAACACGGAGGCGAUUCGGAAGUUCUUCUUCCACCUGACCAUGGGCAUUUCGUUGUUUGGCUGCGUGGUGCUGACGUUAGCCACUUUGGUACUUGAACCACCAGCCAGGUACCCCGAUUUGUUCCCGUUGCUGAUCUCCGUUUAUUCCUGCGUACAUUUUAUCGGUUUCUUCAUCUAUUUUAACGUGCAACAACUAAAAAUACCGCAGCAGUUCGAGGACGUACGUUAUGUAAAGGUCAAAGAGUCUUGAAUAAAUUGUAUUAAUUGUUA
Molecule: messenger RNA, 1716 nt
Organism: Aethina tumida (small hive beetle)
Lineage: Eukaryota; Metazoa; Arthropoda; Insecta; Coleoptera; Nitidulidae
Gene: gny
Product: dolichyl pyrophosphate Man9GlcNAc2 alpha-1,3-glucosyltransferase
Exons: 1
Coding region: 77-1696 (539 amino acids)
Biological process (GO): protein N-linked glycosylation
Cellular component (GO): endoplasmic reticulum membrane
Molecular function (GO): dolichyl pyrophosphate Man9GlcNAc2 alpha-1,3-glucosyltransferase activity
Source: RefSeq, a predicted model, not a curated record